This is a messenger RNA of Octodon degus (degu), 1580 nucleotides long. RefSeq names its product ankyrin repeat, SAM and basic leucine zipper domain containing 1 (gene Asz1). Lineage: Eukaryota; Metazoa; Chordata; Mammalia; Rodentia; Octodontidae. Gene Ontology annotation, cellular component: pi-body. The transcript is spliced from 13 exons. The coding region runs from base 2 to 1429 and encodes 475 amino acids. Gene Ontology annotation, molecular function: protein binding. Gene Ontology annotation, biological process: piRNA processing. The record is from RefSeq and is a predicted model, not a curated record.
CAUGGCGGCGGGCGCGCGGCGGGGCCUGCCCGUGGCUGGCGGAGGCGAGAGCAGCGACAGCGAGGACGAUGGCUGGGAGAUUGGGUAUCUGGACCAGGCGUGUCAGAAAUUAAAAAGGCCAUUACCCACUGAAGAAAAGAGUGAAAUAUUUAAGAAGGCAUUGACUACCGGAAAUACUGCCUUAAUAGAGGAGCUUCUAGAUUCUGGUAUUAACGUAGAUUCUAGCUUUCGUUAUGGAUGGACUCCUCUUAUGUAUGCUGCUAGCGUUGCCAAUGCAGAGCUGGUUCGGGUUCUUUUAGACAGAGGUGCUAAUGCAAGCUUUAAUAAAGAUAAACAGACUAUUUUGAUAAGUGCAUGUUCUGCCCGUGGCUCAGAGGAACAAAUCUUGAAGUGCGUAGAUCUGUUACUUUCAAGAAAUGCUGAUCCAAAUGUUGCUUGUAGGAAACUUAUGACUCCAAUCAUGUAUGCUGCACGGGCUGGUCACCCUCAGGUUGUGGCUCUCCUUGUUGUUCAUGGAGCAAAUGUUAAUGCCCAGGAUGAGAAUGGUUAUACUGCUUUAACAUGGGCAGCACGUCAGGGUCAUAAAAAUGUAGUUUUGAAGUUACUGGAUCUUGGAGCUAAUAAAAUGCUACAAACCAAAGAUGGACAAAUACCAAGUGAUAUUGCAAAAAGAAAUAAGCAUCUUGAGAUCUUCAGCUUCCUUUCUUUGACAUUAAAUCCUUUGGAAAGAAAGCCUCAGCAAUUAACUAAAGAAGAGACUAUUUGUAAAUUAUUGACAGCAGAUUCUGAUAAAGAAAAAGAUCACAUAUUUGGUUCAUAUACAGCAUUUGGAGAUCUAGAAAUAUUUUUACACGGCCUUGGACUGGAACAUAUGACAGACUUAUUAAAGGAAAAGGAUAUAACUUUAAGACAUCUUUUGACCAUGAAAAAAGAUGAGUUUACAGAGAAUGGAAUUACCAGUAAAGAUCAGCAAAAAAUUAUAGCUGCCCUUAAAGAACUAGAGAUAGGAGAAAUAAAUUAUGGAGAGUUACCUGAAGUGGCAAAGUUGGAAAUCAGUGGUGAUGAGUUCCUCAACUUUCUUCUAAAAUUAAACAAACAAUGUGGCCAUUUAAUAACAGCUGUACAGAAUAUCAUUACUGAGUUACCUGUAAAUUCUCACAAGAUAGUGCUAGAAUGGGCUUCUCCCCAGAAUUUUACUUCAGUUUGUGAAGAACUGGUUAGCAACGUUGGAGAUUUGAAUGAUGAGGUCUGCAAGCUAAAAGACCUAAUUCAGAAGUUGCAAAAUGAACGGGAAAAUGAUCCAACUCAUAUACCAUUAAUGGAAGAAGUAUCUACGUGGAAGAGUAGAAUUUUGAAGAGCACAGCUAUUACAGUAUGCGGAUUUGGGCUGCUUCUUUUCAUUUGCAAGAUAACUUUCCAAAGAAAAUAACCCUAAUAUUUGUUUUAUGUAGUUAUAUCCUAUUCAGAUGGCAUUAGCAUUGCUGUUAGUCUUUAGUGGCAUAGAAUAACCUUAAAUUCUUUGCUCAUACUCAACAGAAAAACUUAACAUAAAACAGAGGGUUUUUCUUUAGAAAGUGGUU